Molecule: messenger RNA, 562 nt
Organism: Ochotona princeps (American pika)
Lineage: Eukaryota; Metazoa; Chordata; Mammalia; Lagomorpha; Ochotonidae
Gene: FABP2
Product: fatty acid binding protein 2
Exons: 4
Coding region: 78-476 (132 amino acids)
Biological process (GO): fatty acid transport
Cellular component (GO): cytosol; nucleus
Molecular function (GO): fatty acid binding
Source: RefSeq, a predicted model, not a curated record
AGAUAAGAAACAGAAUAAAUUCUCUCCUAAGGAUUGCUCUGGAUCUCUGAUUGCCCAAGACUAACUCACCUGAGACCAUGGCGUUCGAUGGUACUUGGAAAGUCUGCCAGAAUGACAACUAUGACAACUUCAUGGAAAAAAUGGGUAUUAAUGUGAUGAAAAGGAAGCUUGCAGCUCAUGAUAAUCUGAAGGUGACAAUUAAACAAGAUGGAAACAAGUUCACAGUCAAAGAAUCAAGCACUUUUCGAACCAUUGAUAUUGUUUUUGAACUUGGUGUCACAUUUAAUUAUACCUUAGCAGAUGGGACUGAAGUCAGUGGAGCCUGGACACUUGAGGGAAACAAAUUGGUUGGAAAAUUCAAGCGGCUGGACAAUGGAAAUGAACUGAAUACCUUCCGAGAAAUUAUCGGUGGUGAACUAGUCCAGACGUACACAUAUGAAGGUGUGGAAGCCAAGAGGCACUUCAAAAAGGAGUAAGCCUCAUUCUUCGAGCAGAGCCAGCAACACAAAUUGGAUGGAGGAUCUACACUGCAACAAAACUGUUUUUUCUUUCCUCAUGAAAU